GUAUCAUCAAUCACUCGAAACUUUUUUUAAAAAGCCCAUGAAAAAUAGCCAAACCCAAAACCGCGAAAACAAGAGCAAAAUCGAAACAGAGAAGAAAAAUUCAUCGUCGUCGUCCAUUAACAAUCAGACUGUAUAUAUAUGACAGAUCAAAUCAAUCAGAGCACAAAAACCCUAAUUUCAAAUAAAUCUUAAACACCAUGAAAUGAAACGUUUUUCUUCAUCUUGUUCGUCGACAUUUCUCGUCCUUCAUGGCUAAACAACAGCCGCUUCAGCAACCGUCAACGCCAUGGGGCACGUUAGAGGAGUUACUGCUAGCGUGCGCCGUGAACCGGCAUGGGACAGAUAGUUGGGACUCCAUAGCUAUGGAAGUAUCUAACAGAACCUCCACUCUGUCCUCCCUCACUUCACAAAACUGUAUUGACAAGUUCGAUGAUCUCAAACGACGUUUCGGUUUCCCUACGGAGCUACAAAACGACACCGCUUCUUUGUUAGUUGAUGAGCUCCGUAAACUUCGCGUCGAUGAGCUUCGUCGUGAAGUCCAUCAGCGCGACGUAUCUAUCGUGUCGCUUGAAAUGAAGGUGAAGAGAUUGGAAGAGGAUAGAGAGAAGAGCUUGAAGGAGAAGGAGAAGCCACCAGAUCUGCCGAAGCCUUCUCCGGAGACUGUCGCCGAGAAAUCUGCGACCGGUGAGGAGUGUGGUGAUGGUGAUGAGCGAUCGUUCAAUGAAUCCAAUUCGACGAGUCAACAGCCGCAGAAAGCCGAGGCGGAAGCGAAGAAAGAACGGGACGAGGAUACAGAGGUAAAACCUGAACCGGAUUCGAUUAAGGAUGAUCCAGAUCCGGCUCGGUUAGGAUCUGAACCGGAAGCUGAGCGGGAAUGGUCAUAUAACGGUAAGUUAGAAGAUGACGACGAUAAAAAACCGAAAAAGGAAAUGAAAAUUGAGAGUGUGAGUCGGGUGGGUGUACUCGGUCCUGACUCGAACGAGUUAGGUGAGUCAGUAGGGGAGUCCAAGCGGGAAGAGAAAGAGAAGGAUAUUAAACAGAUUAAUAAUAGUAAUAAUAAUAAUAAUAAUAAUAGUGACGUGCAAAGUUCAGUGAGUUUGUCGCUGAAAAAGAAGAAACGACGUCGUGGUAGUGGAGAAGGGAGUAGCAGUGGAGAGGAGGAGAGAGAGGGUGGUGAUGAUGAGGUUUCUCCCGCCACGAAAAAGUUGCCUGCCGUCAAAUCUGAACCAUGGCUCAAACUUCUUGAGAUUAUUCGCUCUCAUCAGCUCGGCUCAAUCUUUGAAAAGCGGCUUCGAAGCCAGGAAUCUGAAAGGUACAAAAAGUUGAUUCGGCAGCACAUGGAUCUCCAAAUGAUUCAAUCUAGGCUUGAUAAAGGGGUCUACUCCAAAUGCUUAAAAAAAUUGUUCAAGGAUCUCCUGAUUUUAUUGAACAAUGCAAUCGUUUUCUUCAGAAAAAACUCACCAGAAAAUCUUGCUGCGAAUGAACUUCGAGCUGUAGUUUUGAAGGAAAUGAAGGAGAAGCUUCAGAAACCGAAACCGAAGCCUGUGGCUAUCAAACCUGCAACUGAGCAAUAUUCUGCUUCAUUUUCAAAGCCGAACAAAUCUACUUCUACUAUGGUGGCCUGCAGCAAACACAGUUCCAUAAAAGCAAUAUCUGAAGGUGCUGGUAAAAAAGAUGAUAAAAAAGAUGCAGAGAUUGAAGAAAAACCUAAGGCAAAUGAAAAGAAGCUUGAAGUCUCGAUUGUGAGGAUCGAGGAGAAGGGUUUAAAGAAGAAAACAACAAAAGAGAGGUCAGUCUCGGGGCGUAGAAACUCAAGAGCAAGCAAUAAGAAUGGAGAGAUAAAGCAUCAAUAUGGUGGUAAUGAAUUAAGUUCACAUGACGCGUUGGAGAUUACGGUAGAUAGGAAAGAAAGCACAGGCAGGAAGAAGCUAGGAGCAGCAAGCUUCUUGAAAAGAAUGAAGCAAAAUUCUCCAGGUCAAGUGAUGGAGAAUGACGAUGACAACGACUCUUCCUCAUCGGAGGAUGAGAGUAAAGAUAGUAAAACGGUGGAUAAAAAGAGGAGAAGAAGGGAAGCAGAUAGGAUAACAAAGAGGGUAACAAGGAGUUCGAAAGGAAGAGGUUUGGGAGAAGAUAGUCGAAACAUAAAAAGAGGAAGGCCACCGAAAAAACAAAUGGAUUCGGGUGGUGGGACGGGGAAGAGAGGGAGAGAGGACGAUGAUUCUGAGGUCGGAGUUGGGGGUGCUGGAAGAGCGAAGAAGAGAUCAAGGAGGUGAUGGUGGUGGUUGUAUAAUGUAAAUUAUUUUGGAGAGAUUUUUGGAUUUUUGUUUGGGCAGUGUAGAGUGAGGUUCGCAUAGACAGUAGAGAAAAGGGGUGAGAUUGUGUGGAGAAGAUCAGACAGAAGGGAGGAAGUGGGAUUGUAUUUUGAAGUUACAGAAUGUUUGUAGUAUAGCCAGCCAGUGAAUAUACACAGCAUGUCUAGGGAAAACAUGAAUGAUAGGUUUUUAAUUUUUUUUUU
Messenger RNA from Populus nigra (black poplar), 2515 nucleotides. RefSeq lists its product as uncharacterized. Lineage: Eukaryota; Viridiplantae; Streptophyta; Magnoliopsida; Malpighiales; Salicaceae. Bases 249 to 2273 code for a protein of 674 amino acids. The transcript has 3 exons. Gene Ontology annotation, molecular function: protein binding. The record is from RefSeq and is a predicted model, not a curated record.